This is a messenger RNA of Ilex paraguariensis (yerba mate), 1820 nucleotides long. The record is from the annotation of a GenBank genome assembly. NCBI's taxonomy places the organism in Eukaryota, Viridiplantae, Streptophyta, Magnoliopsida, Aquifoliales, Aquifoliaceae.
AGGAACCAUUAAUUUUGCAGUAUUUUUUUUAUAAUUAUUAGCAGUAAAAAUGUUAAACAAGUCUUGAAUUUGAGUUCUUCAAAGUGAUAAUGUUCUUUUAGGGUAGGCAUAAUUAUUUUAGCCCAUAGAAUUGUCCACAGUUAAAAAUCGGAUCUGGUCUCUAAACAACUUCCACCGUAGGCAUCCUAAUAGAUUUAGUGUUGGUGGCUGUAUAGACAAAUACCUGGAGGUUGUUCAAAGUCACCCUUGAAGAACAUAAAUAUUGCAUUGGCCGUUGUAAGUAAGUGUUGUCAUGAUUUAAUGGGAGGGUUGGUUCAUUGUGAGGUUAACCAUCUAUUUUUGGUGAAGAAAGACCAACGGAAAUUUUGAAUUUUUCUCAGUGAGAGAGAUCAACUCUUACCUUUCCUCCGUUAAGAAAGAGUAACAAACAUUUAGAUGGCUCAUUCAAUUUUCCUGUUUACUUGUUACUCUUGGCAGCUUUAGAUACAUGUGCUAUUUUUCCAUUUUACUCGGUUAUAAUUUCAAUAUUUCAAGUUCUUGCAAUUUCGAUAUUUCAAGUUCUUGCAAGUCGUUGUGGUUGAAACAACAUUUGAUAUUGAUCCAGAUCUAUCUACUUUCCACCAAGUUGAGGUGCUGUGUAGUUUGGCCCAAUUUAUAUGUAGAGGGAGGUAGGCCUUUGUUUGAGAUAAUUGAAAUCUUGAUAGGCUGUUUUUCGCUAAGAAUGAUCUUGACAGGCCUUGCAACCAAACUUCUCCUUUUGCUUGAAGAAUCAAAUUUCUUGUAUACUCUGACUAAGACAUGGUGGCAUCUUUUAAGUAUUCCAUCUGUCCCGAAUAAUAGUCUCUUAUGGGGUAUCCAACCAUUAAAGGAGAUGCAUAACAAAUGUAUUCACACCGAUUAAGAAACCAUCACUGUGUAUGGGGCAAAACUUUAAAAAAUCACAUCUUGGGAAACUUUUGUAAAAUCACUCCAAAAAGGGCCAUUUAGGAUAUCAGCAAGUCUUUUGCCUUGGCUAUCAAAGGUUAUCAAUUAAUUUGAGACAUCUCAGAAAGUUAAAAUGGAAUAUAAAUUUGGGACUAAGAAAGUAGCAACUUGUUUAAGGCACCAGGAAGAUAGUUGUUCAAAUGAUUUAGCUGUUUUGCAUUUCUCCUAUGAAUUUUCUGUACAAGUAGUUCCUGCUGGAUAACUGGCUGUACAAGGCAUGCUGUCCCUUGAGUCCUGGCCUGGGAGACCUGAACUGUUUUAAUACUCUAGGCUUGGAAUGGAAAUAAACCCACAAGGUGGUGCUUUUGCAAUUUUAUUCUUUCCUAAUGACACCGUCUUGACAUGCGCUUUCAGCUGCCUGGUCUUCUGACGCCCUUUGCUGCUCUCUUUUUCCAUUAACAGCCUUCCCGGUAUUUCGGUGGCAGCUCUGUCUUCUCGAUCUACCCUUUAUGUUGUCUUUGCAGCAGACUCUGGCUGCAACCCGAGCUCUCUGCGAAUAUACCCUGCUGAUUGUUGCAUUAUUGAGGUUGCAAUUGUAGAUUUGAAGUUGUCAAUAUGUGGGACAAAUUACCUAUCUUAUAUCACAAAUUGUAACCCCAUGGGUAUUUGAUUAUGUUGGCUUAAUAACAUGGUAAAAAGGUUCUUUAAAUGUGCACAUGCAUACACAGAUUGGUGGGUUUGACGUGAGUAUAUGUGUGUGUGUGCGUGCAUAAUUGCCUUCUUGUUUGUCUAGUUUUUGUUGUUAUAUAGUUGCCAGUGUUUUCUUAAACUUAUGUUCCCUGGUUUGGAUUGUAACACAUUUCUCUAAUCUGUCCAGGUUUCCAGCUGAAGCGUUU